AUGCACGAUACUACCGAGAAUCCUCCGCUUAUCAACUCCGCCUUUGUUCCGCUCCCGCCUUUCCUCUCUUCAUCUUCUUCCCUCUUCAAUCUUCCUCUUCCUCUCUCCAACCUACAAUUUACAACCCCCGAUAACGUCUCCCACCCUCCCUACAAUGCCCCCCUCGCAGCCUCCCUGAUCUCUACUCUCGUCAUGGAUGCGACCACUCCGCUGCCCCCGACUCCCUCCGUUCUGGGCCAUCAGAAGCGACCCCGCGUUUCGGAAGAAAACCGCAAGCGUGCCGUGAGAGCAUGCGACGGCUGUCGUCGCGUCAAGGAAAAAUGUGAGGGCGGCGUGCCCUGUCGUCGCUGUCUCCGCUAUCGCCGCCAAUGCAUCUUCACCCAUCCCGAUCAUGCCGAGAAACUCGCUCGCUCGUCCUCCGUCUCCGCCGAGCGAAGCGGGCUCACUCGCUACAACCUCGCCGAGGCCGAACGCAUCCGCUACAUGGAACGCAUCCUGCACCAUUUUGUCCCCAACCUCUCCUUCGAUAUCCAGUCGCUGCGCAAGACCGCCGAUGAACUGAAGCAGAAACACCGAAGUUCCGAUUCCGACGCUGGCCCUUCUAUCCGUCUGGAGAACGAGGAUUUCGAGGACCUGGCCAUUGACGAUGAGGAUUUUACCAUCAAGGCUUUGCCGGACAACACCACCCAAUAUUCCGGCGAAUUUUCCUAUCUGAAUUUCUCGAUGAAAAUCCGCAAGAAGAUUGAUGAAUGGAUGAAGACUACAUCUCCAGAGACCUCCACCGAAACCGAACCCUUUGAAGAGCGAUGGCGCACCACCCAGCUCCAAUCCGGCUCCUCCCAGGUCUCCGCCUCCAUUACCUGUCUCCCGCCCCGUUUUGUCGCCGAUUUCCUCGUCCAGAUUUUCUUCAAAUACGCCCAGACCAAUAAUUUCUACGUCGAAGAAGAUUGGUUGCGCGAGAAGCUCAACGUCUGCUACACCAACCCCUCCAGUCUCUCCUGCAACGACGCCGGCUCCGUCUGCUCCAUUCUCAUGGUUUUGGCUGUUGGCACCCAGUUUGCGCACAUGGAGUCGGCCACCCCUGUGAAUCGACUGUCCAUGGACCCGGCCGCAUUGGAAGACCAUCAUUUCUCCGAAGAUGAAGUCGGACUGACCUUUUACCAAUUUGCCUCCAAACUCUUGCCGGAUAUCAUUGCCACCGCCUCGAUUCGCAGUGUACAGGCCUGUCUACUUAUCGGAACAUACCUCUUACCGCUUGAUACGUCCGGCCUCUGCUAUACAUAUUUUGGCCUCGCUUUGAAAAUGGCAAUCCAAAACGGCAUGCAUCGGAAAUACCUCGGAGAAGGGCUGUCCCCGCGCAUGAUCGAAGUUCGCAACCGCGUAUUUUGGACUGCAUAUACCAUUGAGAAGCGCGUGAGUAUUCUCCAUGGGAGGCCCGUUUCGCUGCACGAUGGCGAUGUCGACGCGGCCCUGCCGGUCGACUUUCCCGGGUUGAUGCCCCAUGGGCAGAUCUCCAACCAUAGUAACAUGAUUGCCUUGAUUACCUUGACCCUGAAACUUGGGGAGGUUGCCAACGAAAUCUCUGUCCUUCGAAAAUCCCCCAAGGGCCAACAGCAGGAUUGCCUCGAACGCUUGCUCAACCUGCGCAAAUCGCUGGUCGACUGGUGGGGAAGCCUGCCAGAAGAGACGGAUUGUCGCGAUCUGACCCCAACUGGACCCCUCUUCCGGUCCAACGUCCAUCUGAAGCUGGAUUAUUGUUUGACGCGCAUCUUCCUCGGCCGACCAUUCCUCUUCAGUAACAUGAAAGCCAUCAGCGUGACGACCCUCCAGUUCAAGACUCCGUCGGGUCUCGCCAAAAACCGCUCCACUCUCGUCACCGAUUGUGUCGAGGCCGCCCUGGAGAUCAUCGAUCUCUGCCGGCUGCUCCGAGAUGAGGCCGGCCUGGCCCGCGCCUCUUUCACCGAGUUCAGCUCGUGUCGCGCCGCCCUUCUGGUCAUCCUCGCCCAGAGUCUCACGAAACGGACCGAACGACUGCGCGAGGCUCUGGAGAAAGGCAUGGGGCUGAUCAAAAUCAUGUCCAUGGGAGUGGGCUCCGCACGGUCUGCCGUCAGUGUCAUCGAAGCCCUCGAGAGGGCCAUCCGACGGUUGGAAGAAUGGAGUGAAACCCAGGCUCCGGGAUCCACCGGGAUGAUGGAAUCGGCCUAUGAUCGAUUCAAGAAUUGGGAGAUGCUGUGGAAGACCGGUCCCAUCUCGCCCGAGACGAUCCCCUUUCAAGAGCCAUUCCGCCCUGGACAACCGGGCCUGCAGCAUGUGCCGGUGACGCCCAUGACCGGCACCUCCAACGGCCACGAACAGAUGGACGCGGACGUCGCGAGCACGGAUAUGGCCACCUCGGACUUUUCCACGUCUCAUCCCACGUUGUCGGAUAUUCCGCAAUUCGCGUUGGACCAUUUUGUCUCCAACCUCCCGCAAGAGCUCGGUGAAUUCACCGCCAUUCCCUGUUUUGAGCCCGACCAACAGGGUCUGUCUGCUGAUAUGAAAGGGUCGGACUCGGGAUGGAUGCAGUUCAUGAGUGAAUGA
Messenger RNA from Aspergillus terreus NIH2624, 2580 nucleotides. RefSeq names its product Zn(II)2Cys6 transcription factor. The record is from RefSeq and is a predicted model, not a curated record. The transcript is spliced from 7 exons. Gene Ontology annotation, molecular function: zinc ion binding; DNA binding; DNA-binding transcription factor activity, RNA polymerase II-specific. Gene Ontology annotation, biological process: regulation of DNA-templated transcription; DNA-templated transcription. NCBI's taxonomy places the organism in Eukaryota, Fungi, Ascomycota, Eurotiomycetes, Eurotiales, Aspergillaceae. The coding region runs from base 1 to 2580 and encodes 859 amino acids.